This is a messenger RNA of Drosophila innubila, 924 nucleotides long. It is a transcript of the gene Sbds, whose product is annotated as ribosome maturation protein SBDS. The record is from RefSeq and is a predicted model, not a curated record. The transcript is spliced from 2 exons. Gene Ontology annotation, biological process: cytosolic ribosome assembly; ribosome biogenesis. Bases 41 to 799 code for a protein of 252 amino acids. NCBI's taxonomy places the organism in Eukaryota, Metazoa, Arthropoda, Insecta, Diptera, Drosophilidae.
UUUGUAAAUCAGCUGUGCCGUCUCGCUCUAAGCAUUCAUCAUGUCCAAAAUAUUUACACCUACAAAUCAAAUACGCCUUACAAAUGUGGCCAUCGUAAGACUUAAGAAGGCUGGCAAGCGUUUUGAGAUUGCCUGCUACAAAAACAAAGUGUUGUCCUGGCGUAAUAACAGCGAAAAGGACAUUGAUGAAGUUCUGCAAACACACACAAUAUUCACAAAUGUGUCCAAGGGUCAAGCAGCCAAGAAGGAUGAACUGCAGAAGGCAUUCGGUGCCAAGGACGAAACAGAGAUUUGCAAGGAAAUAUUGAGUAAAGGUGAACUGCAGGUGUCGGAGAAGGAGCGACAAAGUGUGUUGGACUCUCAGCUCAAUAGUAUAGUGAACAGUGUGGCGGCACUUUGUGUAAAUCCCGAGACACGUCGUCCAUAUUCAUCAUCGAUCAUUGAGAAAUCCCUCAAGGAUGCACACUUCUCCGUUAAGAUGAACAAAAACAUCAAGCAGAACACACUGGAGGCCAUCAAAAUGCUCCGCGAGCACAUGCCUAUUGAGCGUUCUCGCAUGAAGUUGCGCGUGACCUUUGCCGGCAAGGAAGGCGGUGGCAAGUUGAAGGAAUCUGUGGUCAAGCUGGCCAAUUCCGUGGAGCACGAGGAAUGGGAAGACGCCACCUUGCAUUUGACGCUGCUCAUUGAUCCAGGACAAUAUCGCGUCAUAGACGAGCUGGUGCGCAACGAGACCAAGGGAAAGGGUCUCCUGGAGCUGCUGGAACUCAAGGAAGUUGUGGAGAGCGACGAGUUGUUUUAGAUGUGAUUACAUUUUUAUAUAAAUCAUAAUUGGAUAUUAAUGUGAACAUAAAGAUUUAAAGAAUAAAUGGUCGAUCCUGGUGGAGGUUGCUUCAUUUGCGCUUCUUCAGGUUCUCAAAACGACGC